Messenger RNA from Trypanosoma brucei brucei TREU927, 789 nucleotides. RefSeq lists its product as hypothetical. Lineage: Eukaryota; Euglenozoa; Kinetoplastea; Trypanosomatida; Trypanosomatidae. The record is from RefSeq and is a predicted model, not a curated record. The transcript has a single exon. The coding region runs from base 1 to 789 and encodes 262 amino acids.
AUGUCGGCAGCAGUUCCUGUCAGUGAAGGAAAUGGUGGAGUGGCCGCACAGAACCCGCUGCCAAGCGGUGAACUGCCGUCCACCACUUCACUAGCACAGCAACCCCUGAGCCCGGUGGGCACUUCACCACCUUCUAAUGCUCUAGUCACGGCACCUGGAACAGCGGGUACUUCUCAAAAUGCUAUGCCAGUAAACACGGUGGAUCAAACGAAUCGCUACAACAACAAUAAUGAAUAUGCGAACAGCUACAACACUGGUAUGGGCUACGGAGGCUUAGGAAUGGGUUAUGGGGGUCUCGGCAUGGGCUACGGAGGCUUAGGAAUGGGUUAUGGAGGUCUCGGCAUGCCUGGCAUGUACGGAGGCUUAGGAAUGGGUGGCUUAUAUGGUGGAUUAGGUAUGCCUGGUAUGUACGGCAUGGGGAUGUCAGAAGACUUUCAGCGCAGUCAAAUGACUUUCAUGCUCGUAGGGCGUCUUUUGGAGAUGUGCGGGAUGUUUGCGGGUGUCAUUCAAAUGACGUUUGGGAGUGCGCUUCAGUUUAUGGGAAAUUACAUUGGCAUGAGUCAACAGUACAAUAAACUGAAAUCUGGUAUGUAUAUGGACGAGGCGGGUAGAUGGGUGGAGCUGCCAAAGGGCACCGACUCCAGCAGAGAAAGCGCUGUGUCAGGUACCCGCCGCAGACCCUCCAGGCACCGGAAACAAGAAAAGCAAAGCCACCCAAUUUUCGGUGUCCUGAGAAGAUUACUAUUUCUGCUGCUUGCAGUGAUGCUGGCAAAAAGGAUUACUCGUUAG